CAUCGCCAUCUCCGUCGCCCAGAUCUGCCAUGGCAUGCAGAGAGGAGAAGAUGACGAUUUACAGAUCAGAGAGGGAAUUGGGGCUGGAAAGGCGACGAGUCGUGGUCGGCGCCUCCUCUUCCUCCAUGCACGAGCUGAUGGCGGAGGAGAUUGCGGCGGCGGCCCUGGCUGAGGAUGGGGCGAAAUGGAGAGGAGUGAUGGAGGGUGUUUCAGGAGGAUGGACGGGAUGGUGGAGGAGAAGGAUUGGAUGGUGAGGUCGACGGCGGUGGUGGUCGUGGUCGGGAAGGAGGAGGUGGUGGGCAAUUGCGUCGACUCCAGUCUCCAGGGUGGGUUUUCGGCAAGGGAGAUUAGAGGGGAGGAGUGAGCGACUGGUAUGGAAACGUGGGUCAGAGCAAGAGGGAGUAGGAUUAGGUUUAGGGUUGGGCUCUGGGUCGGGCUGGUUUUGUCGAGUGUGGGCCUGGGGAUUGGAUUGUGGGCUGGGCUUGCUCGAAGAUUUUAAUCCAGUUUUCCGGUUUUAACCAGAUUGGACCGGGUGGCUAAUAGGCUGACCGGAGACUGGACCAGAUUGGAUGCUAACCGGUUUCCGGUUACAACCGAGACGGUUUUAACUGCCCAGUUUUCGGUUUGAUCGGAAAACCGGGACCGGAUUCCCACCCCUAGUCAAUGCAUACUCUCCAACCAGUCACCUUUCUUGAGGGUAUAGACUCCUCCUUCUCAUUAACCACGGCCGUCAUCCCUCCUUUCUUGGGAACCAACUAAUUCGGGCUUACCCACUGACUUUUACAAAUGGGGUAGAUGACACAUCGUCCAAGAGCGUAAUCACCUCGGCCUUCACCACAUCCUCCCAGUUAGGAUUCACAGGUCGUUGAGGUUGGCGGACCGGCUUGGCGCCCUCCUCCAUCACGAUCUUGUGCGAAAAAAGGAGGGCCAGAUCCCUCGAAUGUCGGUGAUUUUCCAUGCAAUGGUCCUCUCAUGACGACGCAGGACCUCAAUCAAUUGGGUCUUCUGGUCGGAUGUGAGAUUGGAGUUGAUGAUGAAUGGGAGCUUAACGGCAUCUCUCAGGAAGGCAUACUCGAGGUGGGAAGCAAUGGUUUCAACUCCAACUCGGGUAGCUCUUCCAAAGAAGUAGGAAUUUGGGCAUGGGGGCAAGGCUUCCACUUCCACUUUGUGGGUCUUAAUGCAAGCUUCCUCAACUUGUGCCGGCUGUCCCUCCUAAGUUAAUAGUACCUACUAAAAAACACUCCUCAAAGGGCUCAGUAGGGGUGGCACCCGCAGAUGCAGGUGCUGCAAUGAAAUCAGAUACAUCAUCACAGUAUUCAAUAUCAUCCUGAAGGUAGGAAAAAUUCAUGCUAUCAUUUAUUGAGAAGGUAACCUCUUCUUCCCUUGCCCGGAGUACCAACUUUCUCCCAUGCACAUCAAUCAAUGCUUUGGAGGUGGCCAAAAAGGGUAUACCUAGAAUAACGGGGACAUCCACAUUAUCGUCGAUGUCGAGAAUGACAAAGUCGACCGGGUAAAUGAGGGUACCAACCUUAAUGAGUAGAUCCUCAACCACAUGUAACACCCCGAUACUUUAGAUUUAGGUUCGACAUUAAUACGUGAACGGUUGGAUUGACGGUUAAGUACUAAGAGUUACAACCGCAGAUAUAAUAAUAAUAAUAAUAAUAAUAAUAAUAAUAACUAUUAUUAUUAUAACUAUAUAUAUAUAUAUAAAAAAAGAGGGGCCGAGCGGCCCAAACCCUUCCCCCUUAAACCCUACGUCUCCCCAGCAAUUUCCCCACAAAAACCCCAUUCUUUUCCCCUGCCGCAAACUAAGAAAACCCCAAAUUUGCACCGUCCACCACUACUCCUUUACCUCACCAAACAUGUGUUGUCGAUCUACCAAUCACCCACUAGCGGUGGAAAGCCUUUCCAUGUUUUAGGAAAUCACGAAGAGAGGGGGGGGGAUGGAAUCAAGAGGUGCUUGCAUUCGUGACAUCAGCAAGCUUCCCUGCAACAAUUCCCCAACGAGAGAUGAAGUGAUGACCAGAUGGGAGGAGGGAAUUAAAUGAACCAAGUCCAUUAUCCUCUAGUGAAAGGGAAAUGGAAUGGAAAGGUUUCGAUUGUGGGUUCUAGUGGUGGCAUCAGCGGAGACGUGAUGCAUAGGGGUUGAUUUCCCGGUAAUUGAGAGAGAGCCAAUUGUCGGGUAAUAAUUGGUAGUAUGGACCCGAGUUAGUUUGAGUGAUGACGCCAUCCAACGAGCCACCAUAAUUGUUUCCCGAGUGAAUUUGGCGAAUGAGGGGUUUCUUCGAGGAAGGAAUUGAGGAGUCAUCUUUUCAAGGUGAGUGUAAAGGGGGUAAAAUCUCUGUCGUAGGUCUUUUAGUUUCCGCUUUUCGUUCAAGUUAUUAUUUAGUUAAUGUUCUAGUAUGUGCGAUAUGUGUAUGAGGCAUCCCACCGCCUGUAAGGGUGAAGGCACGCGUUGUGCUAUGUAUGAAUGUAUGUGAUGUUGUAUGGAUUGAUGGUAAGAUGAACCCCCGGGCGGUUGGGUCACUACUGGACGGCGAGACGUAACGCAGUAGUUGACGGGCAUGGACUGGACGGCGAGACGUAACGCAGUGUCAUUGCCGAGUUUGGGUAUGCAACCGGACGACGAGACGUAACGCGGUUGGCAUACUAGGGUAGGACACCGGACGGCGAGACGUAACGCGGUGGUCCUAGUGUUUUGUGUUUGAGUUAAGGAUAGAAGUUGAGAACUUCUAUGAGUUAAGGUUGAAGUAAGUUAUUAAGAAUAUAAGUAAGGAAACUCUAAAGAUAAGAUAGGAGUAGAUAUCUCUUAUAGACUGUUUAUAACAGAGUAUAAAGGAUGAAAGAGAGAACGGCUUUUGUCUAGUUCAUGAACCCUAAUAACGUGUUUAGUAGGGAGUUCGCCUAGGCAAAGACCUUAGGAAGUAACGACGAGGCUAACCCCUUCUCACUCACCAGGUUGAGGAUAGUCUAGCAGAAGUGGAUCACGAGAAGAAGCAGGGCGAGGCGAGCAGCAGUACCAGCGUUGACGGGAUAUCAGAAAGCUCGUGAGAAGUCAAGUUAGAUUAGUUAAUUAUUAUGUUUCAUGGUUAUUAGUAUAAACUGGAGAUUCUGUGUUAAGUCGUUUUAAGUGUUUGAGAUUGAGAAAUUUGCCCAAGUGUUGGGGCUUUUCGUUAAAAAUUCUUAAAUGAUGUCGGUUUGUUUAUUUUGGAAAGAGACGGGACGUGUCACCACACCCUUAUGAUGCAUGAUGGAUCUAUCAUCCAACUGGAUAUUCAUCCUAGUAGCUCUAGGUUCACAUAAGUCUAACUUCUUAAACAUCCUAUACGACAUCACAUUAAUACUAGCCCCCUGAAAAUGAUGUAUUUGCACGUGUUUGCACCCUGAUUUCUUAUCCGUUUGCGACUCCUAGUCAUGCAUCUUUGGCCUAUUUUAUUCUGGGUUGUGCUAUUUUAUCACAUUUCAGGUCCCAAGCGUCGAAGGAGAGGCUAGGCGCGAGUUUCGGGUCGUUUGGAGGUCGUUCGGUGAGGCUGGAGCAAAAACACUGGCAGCCCUGUCCAAAACACGGCCGUGUUCCUCUGGCCAUGUUUUUACUGCCUAGGGCAUGCUCAUGAUGGCUGCUGAGGGUCCAAAACACGGGUGCCAUUGGAGCAAAACAAGGUCAUGUCACUUAUUGGGCAUGAUCGUGUUUUGGGAGCGAUGCGGGCUUGUUUGCCACAAGGGAAGCAAAACACGGGCAGGAUGAGGCAAAACACGGCCGUGUCCUCGACCGUGUUUUGCCCAAUCUCGGAUUAAAAGAAGAUUUCAGCCAAAGAGAAAAGGGAAUAUGAUUUUGAGAGCUAGAGAGCAGAAAACCUAGAGAGAGAAAGUGACGAACAGAACUUCCAAGUGCCCUAAAUUGAUCUUCAACACCAUUGGAGCUCGGUGGAAGCUUGCAGGAGUGCCGAUUGAUUACUAGAAGCAGAUCCUCAUCCUUCUCAGUGGCGAUUGAAAUUCCACAUCUGAAGCAAAUUUUCCUUCACUCUCUAUGGAGUAAACUCCUUUUCUCACCUGGGUAUGAAGAACCCUAGAUUUUUAUGUUAGGUCUGGUUGUAUGAACCCAAGUACGAAUUCUUUGAUACUGAUUAUAUUCAAUUGAGGCAUGGCUUUCUGAAUUGCAUGAAUCCUGAUCAAAUUCCUGUUAUUCCUGCUUUGACCUAGAAUGAGAAUAUAUGCCUAGGUUGAAAAAGAACCCUUGGUUGAAGGUAGUGAAUUGACGACUUUACUCGAGGAGUCGAUUCACUAUUAUGUACUGGAUUUAUUCAGUAGAGGAGGUUUGGUACGUUAGGGACUCAGUCUGUUUACUCCGGCGGAGGUUCGUAGCCCGUUGGAGACUCAGAUUGAGAGGGUCUGGAGACCUUUAGUCGAGACUGCAGACUGUCUAAGAACCUACCGCAGUAUAAUUAUCUUUGAAUCUGAACUUGGCAAAUUACAACUUGGCUUAACUGCAGUCUAGGGGGAACCAUAUCUGGGUGACCUCUCUCAAACUUGGACAACAACAUUUACUGCUUUUGCUUGCUAGUUUAGUUGGAACUUCACUACAGGUUAACUGCUAAAUAAUAAGAAUCUCAUGGAGUAGUCAUCACACCUAAGACCCGGUUUGACAUUUAGAACUAAACACGCUAUACUACGCAUUAGCAGCUAGUUAUACUUGGCCACUUUCUAGUGUGACGGUACAAGCUAGUCAAGUUUUUGGUGCCAUUGCCGGGGACGACUAGGUUGUUGAAGAAACGUGAUUUCUGUUACUUUAGCAUUUCUUUUCCGCAUUGAUUGUUUUUCUUUGUCCCACUUGUGCCUUCACAGGUUUGCUUUCUUUGAUUGUGUGCAGGUAGUGUAUGACCCGUAGCCAGUCGAGAGACUUACUACCGUUAGACUAGGAGCUAGAACGCACUUGUCGCCAUCUUAGGAGACAACAGCGAGCAAGACUGGCUACAGGCACGUCGACGGCCAUCUGAGCAGCGACUAUGAAGAGGAAUACGAUAUGGACGACAAGCACAACUGGGGGAACCUGAACCUGGGGCAGAACCAACCCCUGGGAAUGCCCAUGCAGGUCCCCCCAGUGAAUAAAGUCAUGGCAAAUAACCCAGUUCCCCAGCCAGAUGGGGCUCAGCAUCCACCACCCCCGUCGGGUCCUACUAUGGAGUACUACUACACUCCACGGGUCGUCGACAUCCACCCCAUCAUCCUGUAUCUGCCCAUUCCAGCAAAUAACUUUGAGAUCAAGCCAUGCUGGAUUCAACUGAUCACAUCCUCUAUCCAGUUCCAUGGUCUCAAGGAUGAAGAGACGAUGGUGAACCUUUCUUGGUUCUUGCAGCUUACCAAUGGGUUCAAGUAGAAUGGUGUACCAGAUGAUGCAAUCCGUCUUCACCUCUUCCCCCACUCUCUAGCGGGGCAUGUAAAGAGGUGGUUAGAUACCCAACCCCCACUGUCCAUCACGUCAUGGGACGAUCUGGCCGACAUGUUUUUGCACAGGUACUACCCGGGCUCGAAGACCAUGAAGAUUCAAGGGGAGAUCAAUCAUUUCCGUCAGGAGCCAGAUGAGUCACUACGUGAUGCCUAGGAUCGGUACUCGGGAUUUCUCUGGCAGUGUCCCCAUCACGGUUUUAGUGAUGCAUUCACAAUGGGGAACUUCUAUAGUGCUCUAACUCUAGAGAGACAGAGGGUGAUCCAGUCUUUAUGCCCAAGAGGGUACAUUCUCACCAAGACUCCACCCGAGCUGAAACAGAUGAUCAGUACUUUGGCUGCUAGAGAUCACUCUUGGGGGCAGAGCACUAGGGGCAGAAACUUCCAGGAUCGCGGUGUGCAUUCUAUGGAGGUUAGAUCCGGAUUUGAGUGGGAGGUGGCUGAACUGGUCCAGACAUUAAAGCAGCCUAACAGUCUCAUUCCGGGCAGAGGAUUGGUUGGCCAUUCAAUUGCACAAUGCCAGUGGUGUGAGAGCUCGAACCACUUGGUGGAAGACUGCCAGGCUAUGCGAGAGUCUACUACACCCCAGGAGUAGUUGGACUUCAUCGCCAAUGCUCGACGCCUCGAUCCUUACAGUGGAACAUAUAAUGAGGGGUGGCGCCAACAUCCCAACUUCUCCUAGAACAACAACACCAUCAACACCAUCAAGCCUCCCGGCUUCCUAGAUAGAACAGGUGGUUUUCAGCAAAGGCAACCCUUCAAGGCAAGAUAGGGCCCAUUUCCACAGUAGUAGCCCUACAAGCCCAGGCUGGGGCAACCAUUUCAGCAACAGCAGAGACAGUUUGCCCAGCCGGCAGCAGCUCCAGCAUAGGAUGAUAAGAUGUCAGAGCUGAAGAACAUGGUGCAGACUUUCGUGAGUGCCAGCACGACGAAUUUCGCCAGGCUGGACCAGUGCAUCAUCUCGUUGGAGGCAGGCCAGAGGAACCAGGGUGCCAUACUUUUGGACCUCCAGAACUAGAUUGGAGGCAUAGCUCGCCAGCACACCACUAGAGCACCCGGAACUCUGCCUGUCACCACUAUUCCAAAUCCUCGCGAGCCUCACCAGCAGCUCGAUGCCAUCACUACUCAAAGUGGCAAGACAACAUCUGCUAUCCCUGCUCUGACCAGGCAGGAGAAGCCAACACCUACUUAAGCACUUCCAGCUGACAAAGAAGAGGUGAGGAUUGAGAAAGAAGCACCUUCUCCCAAGCCACAACCAGUGGUUAAGGAGCAUGUUCCCUAGCUUCCCUUCCCCACUCGACUGCGCAAGGAUAAUGUGGAGACUGAGUUUUCCAAAUUCAUGGCAAUGUUGAGUAGGUCAACAUUACCCUGACAUUCAUGGAGGCACUGUGGAAGAUGCCCAAGUACGCCAAGUUCAUGAAGGAUCUUCUCACCAACAAAAAGAAACUUGGGGAUCUCUCGACAGUGAUGUUGAGCGAGGAGUGUUCUGCCAUCCUGCUGAACAAGCUGCCCGAGAAGCGCAAAGACCUAGGGAGUUUUACUAUCUCUCUUGUCAUUGGCAGCAUGCAUGUAGGAAAGUCCUUGGCGGACCUAGGCGCUAGCAUUAAUGUCAUGCCCUAUAAAUUGUUUAAGAAGCUAGGCCUAGGUGAACCUAGAACCACUAAGAUGAGCAUUCAACUCACUGAUCGCUCUAUUGUGCAUCCUAGGGGUAUCAUAGAGGACUUGCUUGUUAAUGUGGGUGCAUUCACAUAUCCUGUUGAUUUUGUUAUUCUAGAUAUAAAUGAGGAUGUGGAUGUGCCUUUGAUUUUGGGUAGACCAUUUCUCGCCCCGCCAAGGCGCUUAUUGAUGUGCAUAGUGACAAGUUGAUCUAGUGAGCUAGGGAUGAACAUGCUACAUUUUCUGUGUCCGAUAACGCAAAGCAUUCCCAUUUGCAUGAUGACUUGGAUUACUGUUAUAUGCUGGCUGAUUUUGACAUGGCACUCGCCAUCACGAGUGUGGGUAUUGAUGAUGCCCUUGAUCAUUGUAUUUUGCUAGGUGAGCAGGCAUCCCAGGAGUUACAACUGGAGGAACCGCUAGCCGCUCUGGAGAGUGGCGAGUUUCUCGAGGGUGCCAAGCAGUUCAAGCUGAUCUCAUCCUCUCCUCGCAUCACCACCUCUCUGGAGGAGCCACCAGAACUGGAGCAAAAGCCCCUCCCUCCUCACUUGGAGUAUGCAUUUCUCCGGAGGGGAACUAUUAGCUCGACCCUCACACCCGAGCAGAAGGCCAGACUGGUGUCCUUGUUGAAGUAGUACGAGCAAGCUCUGGCAUGUACACUAAUAUCUGGGGGAUCAGCCCCUCCUUUUUUUUCCCACCAGAUACUGCUAGAGAAUGAGAUGCGGCCAGUUAGGCAGCCCCAGCGGAGACCGAAACCGAACCUGGAGGCCGUGGUUCGGCCAGAGAUCGCGAAGCUUAUGGACGUGGGGAUCAUCUUCGCCAUUUCUGACAGUGAGUGGGUUAGUCCCACCCAAGUGGUUCUGAAGAAGGACAGGUUGACCGUGGUACCCAAUGAGAAGAACGAGCUCAUCCUGAUGCGCACGGUGACCGGGUACCGCGUCUGCAUCGACUACCGUCGCCUCAACGACGCCACCCGGAAGGACCAUUUCUCGUUGCCUUUCAUUGAUCAGAUGCUGGAGAGGCUGGCGGGGCACGACGAAGACCACCUUCACUUGUCCUUUCGGCACAUUUGCCUACCGGAGGAUCCCAUUGGAGCUAUGCAAUGCCCCAACCGCAUUUGAGCGCUGCAUGCUAGCCAUCUUCGACCGACUGGUCGGAGAAAUCAUGGAGGUAUUUAUGGAAAACUUUUCGGUUUAUGGGGACUCAUCCUCUCACUGUCUCCACAACCUGGAACUCGUCCUGAAACGGUGUGAGGAGACGAACCUGGCCUGAAUUGGAAGAAGUGCCACUUCAUGGUUCGUGAAGGCAUAGUUCUGGGGCAUAAGAUCUCCAAGAUGGGGUCGAGGUAGACAGAGCCAAGAUCGAGACAAUCAGCAAGCUACCUCCUCCCACAUCUGUUAAGGGGAUUCGUAGUUUCUUGGGCAAUGCAAGGUUCUAUAGGCAGCUCAUAAAAGACUUCUCCAAAAUCGCCUUACCCCUGAGAAGCUCCUUGAGAAGGAUGCCCUCUUCCAGUUCACUGAUGCGUGCACAACGGCUUUCACGACCUUGAAGGAGAAUCUCACUCAUGCUCCUAUGAUGGUCACUCCUGACUGGUCUUUACCGUUCGAGCUGAUGUGCGACGCCAGUGACUUUGUUGUUGGAGAUGUUCUGGGGCAGAGGCGAGAUCAGCACUUUCGUCCUAUCUACUACACCUCGAAGACCCUUAACGAUGCCCAGGAGAACUACACCACCAGAGAGAAGGAGCUGCUAGCGGUGGUGUUUGCAUUUGAUAAGUUUCGUCCUUAUCUGGUCUUGUCCCAUGUGACAGUCUACACGGAUCACUCCGCAAAUACAAUACUUGAUGAGCAAGGUCGAUGACAAGCCUCGGCUCAUACGAUGGAUCUUAUUACUGUAGGAGUUUGACAUCGAGAUCCGGGACAAGAAGGGCGCCAAAAAUGUUGUUGCUGAUCAUCUCUCCUGAUUGGACGCACCUCUUGCGGACAACCCCGUGGAGGAGAUCAAUGACUCCUUCCCAGAUGAGCGACUGAUGAUGAUGUGCUUGGUGGAGAGCGUCACCCCUUGGUACUCCGAUUUUGCAAAUUAUCUGGUGGGUUAGCAGUUGCCCAAGGGGAUGACAAUUCAUGCCAAGAGAAAGUUCUUCUCGGACCUGAAGCACUACUUCUGGGAUGACCUGCAUCUCUUCAGGAUUGGAGCUGACGGGGUCAUCCGUCGUUGUGUCAUGGAAAAUGAGAUGGAGAGCAUUUUGUCUCAUUGCCACGAGGGACCUACUGGAGGGCACCAUGGUGGUAACUGCACGGCGCGGAAGGUGCUACAGUCGGGCUUCUACUGGCCCUCGCUCAUCAAGGACGCCAACACCUUCACACGCAGGUAGGGAUGGAAAUGGGUCAGGUUGGGUUGGGUUUUGCCAAAUCCAAACCCAAACCCAUGGGUUUAUUCGUGAAAAAAACCAAGGAUAAAACCCACUGGGUUUGAAAAACUCAAACCCAACUCAACCCGCUGGGUAUCCGCGGGUUCCUCGGUACCCACGGGUUUUUGUCGUAAAAAAUUACAAUAACAAGUUCCUAUCAAAAUUAAUGUCAAAUAUCAAUCUAUCAAUACAAAUUAUCCAUAUAUAAAACACCAUUCUAGAAAAUUCAAGCAAAUCACAAAUUAACUAUACAAAUUGUUCAACACCAAUCUAGAAAACUCAAGAAAAUUGAAGCAAAUCACAAAUUAUCCAUAAAUAACAUGAUUAAUUGAAAGCUUCUUCCUCCCUGUCAAUUAAGUUUCUUCACUCUCACUCGAUAACAUCAACUUCAUUCUACACAAUUAGAAAGAAAAAAUUAGAUAUGUCUCCACAAACAUAAAUAAAAUUAGUUGUUUAGAAUAUUAAAUAUAACGAGAAAAUUAAUUAUAUGGGUGUGGGCGGGUACCCAUGGGGCGAGUUUACCUAAACCCAAACCCAACCCAACCCGAUAAAUAGUGAAUAGGUUUAAACCCAAACUCGGCCAAAAACCCGUCAACACGGGUUUUACCCGUGUUAACCUGGUUGGAUCGGGUGGGUACUCGUGGGUUCGGGUUUUGUUGCCAUCCCUACACGCAGGUGAGAUCGAUGCUAGAGGUUAGGUAACAUCUCUGCCCAUGAUGAGAUGCCCCAGAAUGUGUUUAUAAUAUGUGAGAUUUUUGACGUCUGGGGUAUCGACUUCAUGGGCCCCUUCCUUCCAUCAUUUUGCAAUACAUACAUCUUAGUUGCUGUUGAUUACGUCUCUAGGUGGGCUGAUGCACAGGCUUUGCCCACCAAUGAUGCUAGACACGUUUGUCAGUUUCUAAAGCAGCUGUUCUCCCAGUUCGGGACACCUAGGGCCAUCAUUAGCGACAGAGGGACCCGCUUCCAGGGCCAGUUUGAUAAAUUACUAUCCCGCUAUGGUGUCACCCACAAGGUGUCCGUGGCCUACCACCCCCAAAUGAGUGGCAGGCCGAGCUGACGAAUCGGGAGCUCAAGCGCAUACUGGAGAAAACGGUGGAUCAAUCUCGCAAGGAUUGGUCCACCGAGCUCGAUGAUGCUCUAAGGGCAUACCAGACUGCCUACAAGACGCCAAUUGGUACUUCGCCGUAUUGGCUUGUCUAUGGAAAGGCAUGUUACUUGCCCGUGGAGCUAGAGCACAAGGCUUUCUGGGCCUUAAGCUGCUUAACUUGGAUGUUAGUCUUGCAAGUGAUGAACGCAAAUUGCAGAUGCUGGAGCUGGAGGAAUGGCGUUACCACGCCUACGAAAACACCAAGUUGUACAAGGAGCGCACUAAGCGUCUUCACGACGCUCGAUUGAGGGUUCGAAAUAGAUGCAGGUUGGCGAUCGAGUUCUUCUCUAUAACUCUCGCCUGAAACUCUUUCUUGGAAAACUUCGCUCCCGGUGGUGUGGACCGUUCACGGUCACACAGGUGUUCCCAUAUGGCACGAUCGAGUUUGCCAACCCGCAGACUGAGCCAUUUAAAGUGAAUGGCCAUCGUCUCAAGCUCUAUCUGGGAGACGAGGUCGAACGUGCGGGGUCGGUAAUUGAACUCGCAGACCCUUAGUUUCGCCAUGAACGUCCAGUUAAAAUACGGUAAAGACUUGUUCCUGGAUUGCCUCAAUUAUGUACGACGGUGAGACUACGGUUGUCAAGGUAUGACUUUGCAAGGCUUAUGUUACUUGAAAUUUCUACACAUAUCGUUCACUAAAUUCAUGAGCUCAGCUUCCAAAUUGUUUCCCCAUCUACCGUCAUCAAACCCAAAAAGCUACCCACCAUUCUCAUUUGUCCAAUUCCAUGAAAUUAUAUAAUAAACAUGGGUGGGGUUGAUUUUCUUACCUCCAUCCAAUUUUCAUUGUCACUGAUGUUCCGCAAAAAAACCCAUUUCCACUCUAAUUUUGAACCCAUGCCCUGGGUCUUCGUAAUUCCACAUAAACGAUUUGUCCCCAUGAUUGACCGAUAAAAAAGGGCUUGCUAUUUGCCGCCAACCAAAUUGCUAUUUGCCGCCAACCAAAAAAAAGUAUAUAUAUACAUCUUUGGUUAAGGAGUUUCACAAUCUACAACAUAUCCAACUUUCAGAGAACGUAUUGAAUCAGAAAAAUUCAACGCUCGCCGGAAAAGUCGCCGGAAAAUCAUCGAUGAAAAAAAAAGUAUAUAUAUACAUCUUUGGUUAAGGAGUUUCACAAUCUACAACAUAUCCAACUUUCAGAGAACGUAUUGAAUCAGAAAAAUUCAACGCUCGCCGGAAAAGUCGCCGGAAAAUCAUCGGGAAAGCCUAUCCUCGACAUAUACUGCGUACACGCAUCCAUGAAUCAUCACUAAGCAGUGCGUAAUUUUUUUGUAGUUUCGAACAAUUUUUCCAACGAUUUGAAACGAACAGACGGUGGGCCGAAAAAUUUCGGCGGUUGCCUACGUGCGAGGUGAGUGGUUGCCUCAUCAGACAAUGUGGGCAAAGUGCUACAUGAACCAUGUGUUUCAAACCCUAAACCCUAAACCCUGAACCCUAAACCCUUGGUGAUCGGCAGCGAGUCAGGCAGAGAGACCCCCGAAGAGCUAGGGAAAGGGGUAGGGGUAGGAGCAAUGCAUAGUGUUGCAAUGCUCUAUUUAUAGGUUGUUGUUUUUCUAGUUGUAUUUUUAAUGACCCUAGUGUCAUUAUGAACUUAUGGAUUUCAUUAUGGAUUUCAAGCGAGUUCGGGGUCGAUUGGACGAAGAUCGGGCGCGAGGCAAGUCAAAAAGAAAGCCACACGGGGACACACACAACUCACACGGCCGUGUGAAGUUGCACUUUGGCUAUGUGGAAUUCUGCGAGGCUUCACACGGCCAGUCUGGGUGAGCUACACGGCUGUGUGAAGUUGCACUUUGGCCGUGUGGAAUUCUGCGAGGCUUCACACUGCCAGGCUGGGUGAGCUACAUGGCCGUGUGGGAAACCUGAAACCCAAUUACUCGGGCCGAAAAACUUUUGCGGCCGGUGCGCCGCCGGGCCGAAAAAUAUUUGCGGCCGGUGCGACGCCCGGCCAAAAAAUUCUUUCGGCCCGACGUCGCUCCGGCCGCAAAUUUUUUUCGGCCUGCCGACGAACACGCCGCCGGAAAAUUUUUGGCCGGCGUGUUUUGCGACCGGCCGAAAAAAAUUUGCGGCCUAGGCGUCGCCGGGCCGAAAGAAUUUUUCGGCCGGUCGUCGCCCCGGCCGCAAAUUUUUUUCGGCUCGGCGGCGUUCGGGCCGCAAUUUUUUUUCGGCCCCCCGUGUUUUUCGCCGGAAAACUGGAAAACUGGCCAGAAAAAGUAAACUUACUUGUUUUCCGACGAUUGAGGGAGACGGGAGGUUAGCCGACGACGGAAGAACGGUGCCGGCGACCGAGACACUGGGAAGGAAGGGAAAAUUCAAAAUUUGAAUUCAUUUUUUUUUUCUUUUUUUCGUUGGCGGCAAAUAGCAAUUUGGGUGGCGGCCAACCAAAUUGCUAUUUGCCGCCAACCAAAAGAAAAAAAAGAGUAUAUAUAUACAUCUUUGGUUAAGGAGUUUCACAAUCUACAACAUAUCCAACUUUCAGAGAACGUAUUGAAUCAGAAAAAUUCAACGCUCGCCGGAAAAGUCGCCGGAAAAUCAUCGAUGAAAAAAAAAAGUAUAUAUAUACAUCUUUGGUUAAGGAGUUUCACAAUCUACAACAUAUCCAACUUUCAGAGAACGUAUUGAAUCAGAAAAAUUCAACGCUCGCCGGAAAAUCAUCGGGAAAGCCUAUCCUCGACAUAUACUGCUUACACGCAUCCAUGAAUCAUCACUAAGCAGGUGCGUAAUUUUUUUUGUAGUUUCGAACAAUUUUUCCGACGAUUGAAACAAACAGACGGUGGGCCGAAAAAUUCCGGCGGCCGGAACCUGGCCGGGCCGAAAAAUUCCGGCGGUUGCCUACGUGCGAGGUGAGUGGUUGCCUCAUCAGACAAUGUGGGCAAAGUGCUACACGAACCAUGUGUUUCAAACCCUAAACCCUGAACCCUAAACCCUUGGUGGUCGGCAUCGAGCCAGGCAGAGAGACCCCCGAAGAGCUAGGGGAAGGGGUAGGGGUAGGAGCAAUGCAUAGUGUUGCAAUGCUCUAUUUAUAUGUUGUUGUUUUUCUAGUUGUAUUUUUAAUAACCCUAGUGUCAUUAUGAACUUAUGGAUUUCAUUAUGGAUUUCGAGCGAGUUCGGGGUCGAUUGGACGAAGAUCGGGCGCGAGGCAAAUCAAAAAGAAAGCCACACGGGCACACACAACCCUCACACGGCCGUGUGAAGUUGCACUUUGGCCGUGUGGAAUUCUGCGAGGCUUCACACGGCCAGGCUGUGUGAGCUACACGGCCAGGGUGGGUGAGCUACACGGCCAUGUGAAGUUGCACUUUGGCCGUGUGGAAUUCUGCGAGGUUUCAUACUGCAGCCUGAGUGAGCUACACGGCCGUGUGCCCCUGGUCGUGUGGGAAGCCUGAAACCCAAUUACUCGGGCCGAAAAACUUUUGCGGUUGGUGCGCCGCCGGGCCGAAAAAUAUUUGCGGCCGGUGCGACUCCCACGAACAGCCUUUUAGGAGUAAAGGAGUCCACUACUAUAAAGACUCCUACUUAAUACUUAAUAGCUUAACGCCUAACGGGACACUAUAAUGGAUUAAUGGAUCCAAUUAUUUGGCUUAAUAUGCCUCUAUAAUAGGUCUUGAUUAAAUGGCUUACUCAUGUGGUGGUAAUCAUUAACUGGAUAAGUGCUAGACCCAAUUGUCACUCAUUGGGUUUGGUUUGAGGUCUCGUAUCUAACUAUUGAAUCAAGCCAUAUAUUUAGUUCAGGUUGAACCUUAAUAUAAAAGUCGGGAUGUUACAUUUUGUUCAUGUUAGGCGGUACUCAUGAGUAGCCCAAUAGAGCUUAUAGUGGUACAUUCAUGUGUAGUGUUUAUGAUCUGAAUUGCAUCAUUCUGGGUUGUCUUUGACGAUGUAGUGGGUCAUACUUACUAUGAAGUAAUCGUUGCAAGUAUUUAUUCGUAUUCUCCUUUUGCAUUAUUUGGAUGUUUGAUGCUGAGGUGUACGUGUUCUUACUAAUUGAGUUCUUCUGUAUCACAGAUGGGAAAUUAUUACAAGUAGGUAGGUGUCUGAAAAGAGGUUCAGAGAAGCCCAUGUAUGUUGGAGUUGUCCUUUAACACGUCAGUAUGCAAAACUCUCAAAGUGAUUAUAGAGGGAAAACCAUUGUAUUCCAUUUUACUGUUUUGAUUUUAAUUUGCAUGAGUAAAUAUAGAUGGGCAGUGGUGACUUCGGAUGCACUCACUGUUUAGUUUGUUGGUGCUAGACAAAAGUGCUACACUUCCCUUUAAAUAAUUCGGAUAGACUAAUUUCUUUGCAACAAGAAUCCUUCUGCCACGCGUGUUCACAGAAUUGUAAUUGUCAUUACUCUUUUGGUAGCCAUUGACGCAUGCAACAUGCUCUAUUUUAAAUAGUUUAUUGGGGAGCGGUUACUGUGAGUACUACAAAAGUAGUAAUUACCGUGGCUACUAAAGGUACGAACGAUAUUAUUGUGCUUAUUGUUUUGGUAUUGAUGCUAAAUUUUAUUAGUAGUGUUUACAUUGGGUAGAAAUGGUAUUUUGGUGCUUACUGUUUUGGUAGUGAUGCUAAAUUUUAUUGGUAGUAUUUACAUUGGAUAGGAAUGGUAUUCUGGUGCUUAUGGAGAUAGAGAGAGCAGCUGGAGGGUACACGCAGCGGUGGUCGGGGGUAAACGGAGGGGAGGGAGGCCGCUGCAGUGACCGAGGGUGGCCAGCACGGAGUCAUCGUCGGGGAUGGUGUAGGCGGGCGGCGGGAUUAGUGCGACGGAAGUGGUGGAGGUGCCUGCGGUAGGUUUGGCUGGAGGGAGAGUAGAACUAGGGUUUGGGUAGAUUAUAUAGAAUAAUCGUGUGUCGUUACUUUUUCAUUUCUAAAAUUAUCCUAAAAGAAUCUUAACCGUAAGAUUAAAAAAGAAGGGAAAGUAGUUAAUCAAAUGGUAUAUAAAGAGGUUGCCACUGUGAUUACUAAGAGCAUCUCCAUUGGAAUUGCAAUUAGAAUUGCAUUAUGACAUGUCAAUCAUUAUGAUCAUUCAUUUGCAAUUGCAUUGAUGUAGAUGACAAUUGCAUCUUUGCAAGCUUGCAUAUAAUGCAAUUAUAGAAUGCAAGCCACAUCAUCUUUUUUAUUAUUAAAUUAUUCAUUAAUUUUAUUAUUUGAGUGUUUAUGUUCUAAUAAAUUAAAUCAAAAAAAUUAGUUGCAAUUGCAAGUUAAUUGCAUUAAUGUGGUACAAUGCAACUAAGAUGAGUUGGACUGCAAAAAAAAAUAAGUAACAAUAAAAAAAAACAUGCAAUUGCAAAUACCAUUACACCAAUGAAAAUACUCUAAAAAACAAGUAAUCACCAUAAUCCAUUCCUAGUUUAUUGUUAUGCAGACUUUGUAGAGGAAGUGAGGUAAUGCUCUAUUUCUGUCUAAAUUUGCUGCAAAUUCAUCUUAGAACAAAAGCUGUUGGAUAGGAUUGUCUAUUUUCUCUUGCUGGAGUGAGUAACUAAUUACGUUGAUUAUAUAAAUAGACUAUUCUAAGGGAAGAAGAUAGUAUAGUUUGUUGACUGUGAUUAGUUUCGUUUCCCGCAAUUGGCCAUAGGUGAUUAUGUAGCUGCGUGAUAGAAUAAAAAGAAGGCGAAGAGCAGUAAAGAGAAUUAACUUCAAUAAAAUAAUUAUUGAUGGCCUUUUAGUUUUUCAUUCUUUGUACUUCCAGAGACCAACAAUGUCUCAAUUCUUUGGUACCACAUUCCCCAAGUUCUUGGGUUGGUUAGUUUGCUUUUUUCCGGUCUUUGUGUGGUUCUGAAUUUUACAGGGUAGAAGCAGCAGAGGAGAGGAAGGCAUUUAAGAGGAAAGACUGAAAUGUCAGUGUGCUCUCAUGAAAUUGAACCAAUGAGGCUAGACUUUAAUCUAAUCAACCUGACAUCUGAGCAUCUCAGGUGAUGGUAUAGUUUUUUAUUAUAUGAUGUACUCAUUCUGGAAUGUAAACUAUUUGGAUUUAGCAUUUGCUGAUUUUUGUUAGGGUUUGUGCAUUUCUUAUAGAAAUUGCAGUAGUAGAUACAUAAACCCCACAAAUCCUAGAAGUGCCUGGUUCGUGGUUUGGUCUCUACCUACCAUUUCGUAAUCAUCAUUUCUGUUGCUUCUUUACCUUGGUCAUCACUGUGUUGUACAGUCCAGAUCAGUAAUGCAUUGCAUAUUUAAUCUCACUGUGGUUGCAAUUUGACAUCCGUCUUAUAAAUGUGAAUAAUAUAAUUUUUAUUGGAUGCAAAGCUUAUGCUUAAGUUCAUGCCUGUCUGGCUGUACAAAUUGUCAUGCACCCUACAACUUCAUUAACCAUUGAGAGCAUUAAACAUUCACAGUUCGAUCACUUUCAUGCUAAGUUUUCUAAAUCGAGCGUUGGACCUUUCCAAUUUAUCUUACGUUAUGUUAUGUUUUUUCAUUUUACCUUGUGAUCGAUUUAUGCAUCUUCUUUUAUUACCUUUAACUGCAUCCCUCUGAAUGCAUUGAACUUUCCCAGUGUACUUGCAGUUGCUUCUUUCUCCAUUCCCAACACACCUUUUAUACCUUCAUACCCCCAUCUCAAUCUUUUCUCAUCCUUUUCCAAUUCCUUUCUCCGUUUCGCCAACCAUUUUUCCUUCUCAUCUUCUUCAAAUGGAUACUUGUGUUGCUGUAUUUUUCAAAAUUUACAUUCUCUGUUCACAUAUCAGCCUGCAACUCACCAUUUGAGAAUGGUAUAUACAAGGGCAAGAAGUUGCUUAGAGUUUGUGCAACUUCUUAUAUUUUGAUUCUAAGAGUUUGUGAUUUUUCCCUUAUGCUAAUUUUACAGCCUUCAAGUUGAGGCGUUUGUUGAUGUCUGCUAAAUACAUAUUUGGUCACCUUUCUAGGUUUGUAUGAUGAAACUACUCAAUUAUCAAUUAUCUGUGUGGUUGGUCUUAUUUUCCUACUUAUUCUGAUGAGAUUGGUUUGCUUUUCAUUUAAGACUAGGUUGGUAUUAUGUAUCACGUUAUGUUGGUAAUAUUAGUUAGUAUAUUAAAAUAACAUGUUAAAAAAUACUCUUCAUUAGAGUCACAUCACCAAAGUAAUUGUUUUGUAAUUUUACACUGUCAAAAAUGUAAUUUAAGUGCUUUAUUAUUUGGUUUUGUUUAUCUUACAUCCUUUCACUCUUCUUUUAAGUGCCUUAUUUUUUGGUAUCUUCGUAAUUUUACCCAACUUUUUUUUUUUUUUGGAACUUCAGACCCACUUGCUUUUUCCUUUCCCUAUCCUAUCUAACCCACCCACCCAUCCCCAUCUCCAUCUCCAUCUCCAUCUCUCUAGAUGAAAGAAGACUAAGGAAGAACAUGGAGAAGAAAAGGAAGAGGUAGAAUGCCAUUUGUUAAUUGAUCUUGCUCUCUCCAGCUGCCUAAGCCUUUCCUCGGAAUUUCAUUAUGUUAUCUGAAGAAAAACCCAGAAACGCUUGUUUUCACCAACCUCAAAAUAAUGCCAGCAGCGAGCUUGCUUAUGGGAGAAGGAUGAUCUGCCAACUGCUCGGUUAGAUGGUGAGUUCCUAUCUCUGUUCGUUCUUUGAUUCCUUUUAGUGUUUUGGAUUAUGUGCAAACGUUUAUUUUCUUGGUUAGGUUGUGACUUUCUGCCUUUUUUGUAUUCCGCCUUUGUUUCUUUUUAGGGUUUUAGCUUAUCCUUAACCGUUGUUUUCUUAAUAGUUCCAUCGAUGGUGAUACCAUAUCGGCGAUGGAGUUUUAUGUGCAAGAAUGAAGAAGUUUCAUAAGUGAGAAGGAUUAUCUAUAGAUAAAUUUGUUGGAUGGUGAUUCUGUGCUCAAAUUCUUUUGCUCAUCCUUAGACAAGCACCUUCUUACUUUAGGUUUUGAUGUUGAACAACCCUUCAUAUACCUUUGUCAAUGGUUUUAGUGUCAUUUCUUAUUGUUCUUUGUUGAGUUCUAAUGGUUUCUAGAAUUUAAAGUAUUGGUUCUAUCUUUUUCAUUGUUAUCAGCGUCAAUUAAGUAGAGGUCAUGUAAUUUAAUGGUGUUUGGGAAACAGGGAUGCAGCAUCAAAUGGGUUCUUAUAUGCUCUCUGUGAUGGAAGCUCUUCCUAUGUUUUCGUGGAUGUGUUGUCCUUUGCGGAUUUCCAAUUCGGGUGAGGAGAAAUCCAAACAAACUAGGUCAUGUUUUUUCCUUUUCCAUUUGGAUUUUUACUUGAUGGAAACUCUUCCUCAUUUAGCCGUUGAUUUGUUGUCCGCUGCAUAAUUUUCCUUAAGGUUCCAUGGCAGUGAUGAGUCCUUUAAAAAACUCCUUGGAUUUUA
Linum trigynum is the source of this 18882-nucleotide messenger RNA. The record is from the annotation of a GenBank genome assembly. Lineage: Eukaryota; Viridiplantae; Streptophyta; Magnoliopsida; Malpighiales; Linaceae.